UCACAGAGGUACUUGGCUCAUGUCAGUCAGACUUGAAGAAUGACUGCAUUUACACUGGCAUUGCCACUCAUUGAACACUUGUUCUCAUGUAAUGUGGUAAUGUUAUACUAGACAGGCACAAGAGCUUGCUGCUUUCCAUUGCAACAGAAUAAACCACUGGAAGUUGACUGGCAUCUGUGGAACAUGUCAGGGAUACAAAUUGUUGCAUUCCUCUUCUGUUUCUGUGGGAUAGGAGCAAUUAUCGCAGCCACGGCCUCAAACGAAUGGAAAGUCACCAGCCGGGCGUCAUCGGUGAUAACAGCAACUUGGGUCUUCCAGGGCCUCUGGAUGAACUGCGCAGGAAACGCUCUGGGGGCUUUCCACUGUAGGCCUCAUCUGACUAUCUUCAGCAUAGAGGGUUACAUUCAAGCUUGCAGAGGACUCAUGAUUGCUGCUGUCUGCCUUGGGUUUUUUGGCUCUGUAUUUGCACUGAUUGGGAUGAAGUGUACAAAAGUUGGAGGCUCAGACCAAACUAAAGCUAAAAUUGCUUGUUUUGCUGGCCUGAUUUUUAUUCUUUCAGGACUGAGCGCAUUGACUGGUUGCUCCCUCUAUGCCCACCGAAUCACAUCUGAGUUCUUUGACCCCACAUUUAUUGCACAAAAGUAUGAACUAGGAGCAGCUUUAUUCAUUGGUUGGGCUGGAGCAUCGCUUUGCAUAAUUGGUGGCAGCAUAUUCUGCUUCUCCAUUGCUGAAAACAAACAAACUCCACGGACGGUAUAUACAUACAACAGACCUGCUUCUGUGAUGUCUACUCGAACCAAGGCCUAUUCAGCAGAUUUUAAAACAUCCAAGACCCCUCCAAAGCACUUCGACAAAAAUGCCUAUGUGUAGCUGGAUGGUUGGAGGAACCUUUUUAUUUUAAAAAAUCACACAUAUGUGCUGUCCACCCACAAAAUGAUUCUUAGGAGUGGCUUGGUGUCUUGAGCAUCAGCAAUUAAGACUAUUUUAUAAAUGAACUUUUGUCUACUUGAUGUAAAUUUUCUUCAUGCCUUGUUUUAAGAUUUAUACUUAUAUUAGACAUAAAUUAUAUCUGAAAAAUAACUUGAUAUUUUUUGCUUUCUGUCAAAAAAAUUAUGAACGAAGUCAUACUGAUUAUAGCCAAUAUUGUCAGGGAUCUGCAGAAUCUAACAAGAGUUUAAAAGUUGCAGCUCUUAAAUGGGUACCACCAGUUUUGAAGAUGUGCCUUUAAGAAGUUGGGAGUAGUUUUAAAAACAUAUUAAAAUAGACUGAGAUAAGCUUAAGCAAAAUCUCAGCAAUUAGUUAUGUAACAUCAACACUGUGUUCCAAUUCCAGUUUCACAGCUAUAUGGAUUAAAAUCCAUAAAAAAUUAUCUGACACAAAACAAAGUAUUUUCCUCUUCAACUCUACACAAGGUUGAAAUCAGAAUUUUGCGUUUGUAUAAGGCAGCUCGUGUUCCACUGAAUAUCAUGAACAGAAAAAUGUCUCUGUUCCUGAGGAGUUUUCUGUGUUGUUUCACUUAACUUAAUCCCUUGCCUGCAAAUAGGUUGAUUUAAAUCAAGGCAGCCUCAAUUAUUGCUUGAAACAAUCAACUUUGCCCCUGAAGGGGUGUCAUACUGAAAAUUGAAAGUCUAAUCAGACCACUAAAACAAUACUUAAGUACAAAGUAAUACAGAUUUUGUUACAUCACUUUAUCCUGUGUAAUUUUUUAGAUAAUGUGAUCUAGAAACUAGGGAGUAUUUUUUUUUUUUUUUUGGUCUUCUAGUCAGUGCCUGGACUGACUUCUAGUGACAACUGCCUGGACUAGUCCCUGCAGUUUUCUUGGCAAGUUUUUCAGAAAUGGUUUGG
This is a messenger RNA of Python bivittatus (Burmese python), 1845 nucleotides long. RefSeq names its product claudin 10 (gene CLDN10). Gene Ontology annotation, cellular component: bicellular tight junction; membrane. NCBI's taxonomy places the organism in Eukaryota, Metazoa, Chordata, Lepidosauria, Squamata, Pythonidae. Gene Ontology annotation, molecular function: structural molecule activity. The record is from RefSeq and is a predicted model, not a curated record.